Messenger RNA from Symbiodinium necroappetens, 1578 nucleotides. The record is from the annotation of a GenBank genome assembly. Lineage: Eukaryota; Dinophyceae; Suessiales; Symbiodiniaceae.
AUGAAGUCCCGGGGCGGUGGAGGCCUCUUCUUCCUUCGCUCCCAGAAGCGGGACCACGAGGAGCUAGGCAGGGGCGGCGGCUUCAACGAGCGACAGACGGCGACGGAUCUGAAAGUGGAUCAUAACUCGGACGACGAGCUCUACGAUGAGUUCGGCCGGAAGAAGCGGCGGAAAGCAAAGGCCGCCGCCAAGGGGCCCUCCAAGACGGAAGCGCCCAAAGCUGAAGACAGCAAAAAAGCAGAGGAAGUCCCGGAGACCCAGAAGCAAAAGGAGCCCGGAAGCACUCCGCCCGCGGCGCCGGAGCCUUCGCCUACCGCGGCCUCCGCGGCUUCCCCAGCCCGCGUCAUCGAUCCGCGGCCGGGAAAGGGAGCCCAGAAGGGGCCCGGUGCACCGGGAGCCCCGGGCUUUCCCAUGACCUUCCCGGCUGGAGGGCCACCGGCGCCACAGGCGCAGCAGGCGCAGGCGCAGCCCAAUGCCUGGCCCGGAGCGCCCUUCGGCAAAGGCGCAGCCUGCGCAGCAAUCGCACAGACUACGCCGUGUCCGUACUUUAUAGGCGUACCCGGCGGCCCAAGACAGCUCCGAGUGGUGGCCUACAACGUUUGCGGCUUCGGCGCAGGCUUCGGGGACGUCGACGAAGCGAUGGUCACAGAGGUCUAUGGCAAGCUCCGCGAGGACUUGCAAGGCCUGAAGGCCGACAUCAUCUGCCUCAACGAGGUGCGCCCGGGCGGGGUGGCAGGGAGAGAGAUGCCCGGGGGUGGCGGCGCAUUCGCCUUUUUUGAUCAGGUGAAGCGCCUGCGGCUCAAGGACCCGGAGGGAAGCUUCCGGGAGGACAGCCUGGAGGCCUUGGCCGAAGACUUGGAGGAGAUGGAGUUCUUCUUUGCUCAUGCCAAUCCUGGAUAUGAGACUUUCGGGAAUGCCAUCCUGAUCGGGAAGAGGCUCCAGGUCCUGCAUUGCGAUUCGCUCCACCUCGAGGGCGGCUCUGUGAUAACCCUUGGCCCUGGAAAGACAAAGCACAUCGGUCGCGGAUGCCUCUCAGAAGCCUCGAUGCAGUUGACCGAAAUUCGCUACACUUUCUUACGGUCUCUGACCAUAAGCAACGGACAGCUGGUAUGUGUGGAGGUGCAGGGCAAGCAGUUUGCCACGCUGGUGACCCACUGGGACCACAUCUCUGAGGCAGAACGGCUACGGCAAGCAGAAUCAAUUCUGUCCGGCCACUCGCUGCUGUCUCAUGAUCUGCCCCACCUACUUGUGGGAGAUCUCAAUGCGAUGAAGAGGUCAGACUACACAGACCAGGAGUGGGCUGGUUUGGAGGAGCGCAACGCCUUGAAAGGCUGGGCGCCGCCCGAAAACUCCCAGGCCUUGUUGGCUCUGGAGAGAGAAGGCUACAGGGAUCUCGGCGACAGCCUCCACCAGCGGUCGCGGUGGACGAAGAAAGAAGGGCCCGGGCCACCGAUCCGGAUUGAUUACAUCUACGCUUCCAAGCACUUCAGCGACGUUGGCUCCUCAAAGCUCUGUCCGGACUUGUUCACUCCAGGCUCGGACCAUCUGCCCCUGGUCGCGGACAUCCUGCUAACGUAA